AAGCCGAAGGAAGACACCUUAAUUGUGAAAAACAACAAAAUCAUCUGGAGGACUGAAGAACAACAGACAUUCCUCUGAGAACUGAACAGUGCUAAAAGCUGAGAAUGACUUGUGGAAUAUCUCCAAACUGUAGCGUGAGGCAUCUCUUCCUCUCUGGCGUCACACAAUGUUCAGUGGGACAAAGAUUACGGAUAAGGCUCGGGUCUAACGGCGUGAUUCCUUCAGGCCUCUGAGUUGGAAUUACACCAAGUGCUGUUUUUUUUUUUCCUUCUUGGGCCACGAAACAGUUUGUCUUGGGGUGAGAUCCUCGAAUCUGGAGUCUCUCCAAAGGGGAGGAAUCUUGCUCGCUCUUGCUCUCUCCCUGUAGUGAUGACAACAGCGAGCGUGCUGUGUGCUGAAGUGCUUUCCAUCUCGCUCCCUGAUGAGGGCUGCUUUUCCUGUAUCAGCUCGCCGGACAACAAGUCAGCAUUAAACCUGCUCUAAACUUGGAGACGGAACACCUCAGCAAAUUUGGUUCAGUUUAACUAAACUCCACUGGUUUUAACUGUCCCCUGUGGCGCUGUUGCAUCCUGGGAUACACAUUGUGGGAUUACUCGAAGAAGAUCAUGGCAUCCUCACACCUGUUUUUCAAUGUGUUGACUGCAGUUUUGCUGUUGAGCUAUGUUUCCUAUGGUCAAAAAUCCAACACCGCCAGCACAGGUGUGCAAGUCACCAACCGGACGGCUGCUCCGUCUGGUGCCCCCGAGGUCACACUUGCGACCCCGGGAUCAGAACCGGAAGAAAUUCCAGCAGCCGGGAGCCGUUGCUGGGGUUACUAUGAUGUGAUGGGUCAGUGGGAUCCUCCGUUUAACUGUAAUGCAGGAAUCUACCUGUUCUGCUGCGGCUCCUGCUACUAUCGAUUUUGCUGCCAGUUUAAGGUCCACAGUCUGGAUCAGACCUCUUGUUCUAACUACGACACUCCGGUGUGGGCCAAUACAGGCAAGCCGGCGGCUCCGGUGACUGAUGUCCAGGAGGAACCAGAUCGGGAUCGCACUCACAUGAUUGUCUAUAUAAUAUGUGGAGUGGUGGCCAUCAUGGUGCUGGUCGGGAUUUUCACAAAACUGGGCCUGGAAAAAAGCCAAGGAGGACAGACGGACAUGACCAACUCCAGGGCCCUGACGGAGCUGUUGAAGCAGCCAGGCGAGGCCGGAGGUGUGGACAGAGGCGGAGGACACCACCCCAUCGGCUCCAAUGGCAUCUCCGGCAGGUCAAUGCGCACCAACAACGAGCACAAUCACCUGAAUAACGUCACGCUUCCUCCUUUGAGUCCCGCAAUGACCCUUUCUCAGCCACACAACAACCUGGGCUUCAACAAAUAUUCCUCUCUAAAGACCAUGGAUACUACAGCCAGGGAUUACUACCCCAAAAGCUACCCCAUGAUGGAUUACGCACACCGCCAGUCCUCGUCUGCAACCUUCCAGCCGAUUGUGUUCCACCCAAAAGAUAAGCCCUUCCUUCCCCCUCCAGAUAUCCAUACUCCUUUGGCUAUCACCAUUACAUCUGCUCAAGUCCCCAAGCCCAAGAUCUCCAAGACCAACACUCACCCACUCACUUCCAGCUCGGCGUUCAAGGCCUGGGACCCUAACAAGAGCCAUGUCCAACAUCAAGUCCCUCUCAUGGCGCAGCCACAGCCACCGCUGUCCCAGCCUAACAGUCGGCGUCAGGCCUUCUCCAACAAGCGGCAGUUUAGCAUCGAGACUCUUCCAGAACUGUUCACGCAGCCUCUGGGGUAUGGACAGUCUCCGCAUCUCCACCUGAAACACAAGGGACUGCCCACAAACAGCAAAACAGAAGUGACGGUCUGAGGGGAAGCCUGGGAAGGACAAAAACACAAGAAAGCAUGAUUUCGAUUAGACAUUGCAACUGGAUGUGAAAGCUUCUACACAUGCAGUUAUAUUUAUAGUAUGUUUCCUACUUUUAUUUAAUUUGGACUAGAGUUGUAUUCACCAGAGAACCGAAGGGGGAAAGCACUGCAUGGUCUUGAUUCCAAUUCAUGAAGGGCCUUGUAUCCCUGGUAAUCGUACUUCCCACUAUUCUGGCCUGUUGUUCUUGUACUCCUGGCCUUCAAAUGUCUUUUGUGCUUGGGACCCAUGUGUCCAAUAGCAAAGGGCAGGAGCCUGGCACCUCAGGAGUCUUCACACUCUUCUGGACAAGGCCAUUGUGCUGUCAACUUUCAUCAGCCAAGAGCUGCCACACAGUGAGAUAUUAUUCCGACAAUUCUAGACCACUGAGGACAAAGUACAGCAAAGAAACAUAAGGAAGAGGGCAGUGAGAAAUCCAGGUGUCCCGUGAGAGAAGAAUAAGAGAGUUGUGAUGUACAGGUUCUUGGUAUUUCAGCCAACAAAUAAGGGUCUAGAUAAAGUUGGUAUAGUCCAAUGUGCUCCAAAACUUGUCCAGGGCGCAAACCAUCAACAUCAAAUCUAUUCUGGCUGCUUCUAUUUCAAACUCUUGUUCGAGACAAACCACAGGUAAAGACAAGGUCAAUGAGCAAGUCUCUAUUACCGACAGACCUCAAGAGAGACAUUUCAGGGGACGAAAGUCGCCCGCAGGUGCCAUAGUGACGGAGGAGCACACAUCUAGGAGAACAAGUCCUGCAAUGUCAUAAGUAGCACUGCCAAAGCAAGUUUGCUAAACUGGCCUAUGUGUAUUUUUUGCAAUAUCUGUCAAACAGCCUGCUUCUUUUAAUACUUCUGAAUGUAAAUAAUUAUCCUUUUGGUCGAAGCAAGAACCUAUUAAUCCAACGGUUUGAUGGCCAAGUCUAGCAUGUAGCAGCAAAACCUUAUUGUAGCAUACUAAUGCACACAACAUGGAAAAUCACUAAAUGUGGUUGUGGGCAUUGGUUUAGGAGUAAAAGAGUUCAGGUGUCUCUGGAGCUGAGGAGAAAAAUACCAAGGAAAAUGGUAGCAAUACUAGGCCUAUGUGUCCUCUCUUUCCUCGGGGCAAAUGACUGAUGGACACAGCUGUCAACCUCACUCCCUCUCUGCCGCUCCAAGCUGUUCCCAGCCAGGCGUUUGGCUGCCACACUGCCACCAAACAGCAGGGGGCGCUGUAAUGGAUGACAGCCCACUUUGAAUACAGCAGAUCAAAAAAAGUUCUUGUCUUCUCUUUCAUCA
Molecule: messenger RNA, 3152 nt
Organism: Danio aesculapii
Lineage: Eukaryota; Metazoa; Chordata; Actinopteri; Cypriniformes; Danionidae
Product: protein shisa-8
Exons: 4
Coding region: 606-1844 (412 amino acids)
Biological process (GO): regulation of short-term neuronal synaptic plasticity; regulation of AMPA receptor activity
Cellular component (GO): dendritic spine membrane; postsynaptic membrane; AMPA glutamate receptor complex
Source: RefSeq, a predicted model, not a curated record